Homarus americanus (American lobster) is the source of this 1650-nucleotide messenger RNA. Its product is annotated as formin-2-like. The record is from RefSeq and is a predicted model, not a curated record. The transcript has a single exon. Lineage: Eukaryota; Metazoa; Arthropoda; Malacostraca; Decapoda; Nephropidae. The coding region runs from base 1 to 1650 and encodes 549 amino acids.
AUGGACGUGAGGACGGACGGGAUGACCGACAUGGCCGACCCCCGAAGGAUCUCCCGCGUGGGGCUGCUCGACCCCCCUGGAGGAGGUCCUCACUCUCUGGACGCCUCCCUCCUCCUCCGGAACCUGCCUCCCUCCCCCGCCCCUAAACGCCACUCGGGCGGCUUCGAUAACGUGGGUUUCGACUUGGAGUCUCUCGGGGAGGCAGCGAGACCCGGCAGUCGACGUCCUUUAGUGAGUGUCCACGUGAGGACUCUCCCGCCCGAGCAACAUGUCCUGUCCUCCCUCAACAGGCAGCCCAAGUCUCUGCCACCCACGCCCAUCCUCAACACCCACGCCCGCCGCUCCAGCCUCCCCCAGCAGCAGGAGGAGGAGAACAAGACAGGGUCGUGGAGACAUCACAUGGGUAGUGUAAGGGUCAUUCAGGUACCCCACGACGCCAGGGACCAGACGUCUGACCUAUCUAGUGGGGACGAGGCGAGGGUCGUGGUCAACGAGGAGUGGAGGGAAGGUGACGAGAGAGAUGAGGCAGAGUCACCAGAUGAAGAAGGAACAAGUGAGACGGUGAAGGUAGAGUUUAACGUAGUGGGUGCUGACGCCUCGCCCUGCGGCACUCCCCCACAGAAAACGAGCCCCAUACAGAAAACGGUGUCUGGGUGGGUGUGCGGGCCUGCGGUCAGUGCGGGCGACAGUGUGGGAGAAACCAUGGUGGAGGCAGGGGGAGCCACGCGGCCCUCCGCUGCCAGUAGUGUUUCCGUUGUGGCGCCGACGAGGAUGGCGUCCAGUGCCCGAGUGUCUAGAGUGCCACUGCUGAGUGGUGCCCCCGUCAGUGUGUCCAGUGUAGUGUUGUGCGGGACUGCCAGCAGCACCACCACGGCGGCCCCCGCCGUCAGUGCACUAACCAAAGUGUCCAGUGUCAGGAUUGUACCUACGCCCACGACCACGCCAACACCCAGUGUCAGUGGUCACGAUACGCCCACUCACCAGGCCAGACCCAGCAACCCGGCCCCCAGACCAGCCCCCAGGCCAGCCCCCAGGCCUCCCAGACCCAACUCUUCUAGACCCAGCAGUCAGGUAGAGCCACUAGUUCAUCACCCGCCGCAGGUGGCGGGGGACCCGCAGUCAUCACAACAGCGGCCGCUCCAGCACCAACUUCCACUGCUGCACAUGCAACAGCCGCCGCCGCAGCAGACACCGGGGCAGGAGCUGCAGCAGCAACACCAGCAUCAACAACAACAACAAGAGGCCCGACGUGGGGAGAGGGAACGCCGUCGUGAACGUCGCCGGGAGCGGCGGGAGCGGCGCGCCCAUCGGUCCGGGGCAGCCCUGGGCCAGCCAGGCCUGACCGACCUGGCAGACACCAACCCACCGCCUACCCUAGCCCACGACGCCCACCUGCCUGACCUGCUUCACUCCCACGUGCCGCCCCCGUACUCCACGCUGCCUGGAGGGGGACGCUCGCUAGGGGGGCUGAUGGGGCCACCGCCCCCGGGGCCAGCUGGACCACCCCCACCACCUCCAAUGCCCCUGCACGUGCCCCCUCCCCCACCCCCAGGGCCACCCCCUGGGUUCCCAGCCCCUGCCCCUGUGCCAGGCUCGCCCCUCAGACUGCCCCACGACAGCCCAUGGCCUUUCUUCGGCUCCAGAAGGUAA